Molecule: messenger RNA, 597 nt
Organism: Monosiga brevicollis MX1
Lineage: Eukaryota; Choanoflagellata; Craspedida; Salpingoecidae
Exons: 4
Coding region: 1-597 (198 amino acids)
Molecular function (GO): GTPase activity; GTP binding
Source: RefSeq, a predicted model, not a curated record
AUGGCCAUGCGUCUCUCUGUCAGCGACGAGCCAGAGGGCUCUUGGGAAAAGGAAUACACCAUCUUGACCGUGGGCAACGCUGGCAUCGGCAAAACGGCAGUUCUCCUUGCCAUGACGGGGGCGGAGGAACCACUCCGCACCGAGGCCACCAUUGGUCUCGAUCGGAAAACGCGGAUUGAGGAAUGUCACGGCGAACGAAUCGCCCUCCAACUCUGGGAUACUGCCGGCCAAGAGCGCUUUCACACCAACAUUGGCUCCGUUUAUCAAAAGGCUGACGCCGUCCUGUUCAUGUUUGACAUUCACAAUCGCUCCUCCUUUGAGCGCCUCUCUGAUUGGGUGGACGAGGUGGAGCGCAACAACCUCAAAAAGUCGCUCGUGCGGUUCCUUGUCUCAACCAAGAACGACCUCGAGCCUCAAGUCACGGAGAGUGAAGCCAAGGCCAGGGCUGCCGAACUGGGCAUUCCCUACUUGAAAACCUCUGCACGCACCGGGGCUGGGAUUGACGAAUGCUGUAGUCAACUUGCGCAACGACUGCAUGGCGCCGUCGCACGCUUGCUUGAUGAAGCAAGCUCGGUCACCAUCACCGAGCCCGAUUGA